GUCUCUUUUUCCUCUCCUCGCCACAUACCGGGGGCUGGGAUUAAUUCAGGAGCGGGUCAUGUUUGGGAUAUUGUCGGGGUCCGCUGAAAAUUGCGCAAAAUGGACGGAACUAUUAAGGAGGCGCUAUCAGUGGUGAGUGAAGACCAGUCCCUUUUUGAGCCUCCGUACGCUGCUGCUGCCCCUAUCCCCAAGACAGACAUGACUGCAUCUGGCGCACAGGACUACGGCCAGACCCACAAAAUCAACCCCUUACCCCCACAGCAGGAGUGGAUCAACCAGCCAUUGCGGGUCAACGUCAAGAGAGAAUAUGAGCACAUGAAUGGAUCCAGCAGGGAGUCUCCAGUGGACUGCAGUGUGGGUAAAUGCAAUAAGCUUGUGGGGGGUAAUGACACCUCUCAGAUGAGCUAUGGAAACUACAUGGAUGAGAAGAAUGCCCCUCCCCCCAACAUGACCACCAAUGAGCGGAGAGUCAUUGUACCUGCAGACCCCUCCUUGUGGUCUCAGGACCAUGUGCGCCAGUGGCUAGAGUGGGCCAUCAAGGAGUACGGCCUGUUAGAGAUCGACACGGCCAUGUUUCAGAACACAGACGGCAAAGACCUCUGCAAGAUGGGCAAGGACGACUUUCUUCGGCUCACCACCAUGUACAAUGCCGAAGUGCUUCUCUCUCAUCUCAAUUACCUCAGGGAAAGUAGCUCAUCAUUAUCCUACAAUACGCCAUCUCACACAGACCCAUCCCCACGUCUGGCUGCCAAAGAGGACCCUUCAUAUGAUGCUGUACGGCGGACAGGAUGGUCAAACAACAUGCACAGUGGCAAAGGUUCACCAGUGGUUAAUCAGAAUGUGACUAAGUCCACUGAGCAACCCAGACCUCAGCCAGAUCCUUACCAGAUUCUGGGUCCCACCAGCAGUCGCCUAGCCAAUCCAGGUUCAGGUCAGAUCCAACUGUGGCAGUUCCUCCUGGAGCUCCUGUCCGAUAGCGCCAACGCUGGCUGCAUCACCUGGGAGGGCACCAACGGCGAGUUCAAGAUGACUGACCCGGAUGAGGUGGCGCGGCGCUGGGGCGAGCGCAAGAGCAAGCCCAACAUGAACUACGACAAGCUAAGCCGUGCGCUGCGCUACUACUAUGACAAAAAUAUCAUGACCAAGGUGCACGGCAAGCGCUACGCCUACAAGUUCGACUUCCACGGCAUCGCUCAGGCACUGCAGCCGCACCCCACCGAGUCCUCCAUGUACAAGUACCCCUCGGACCUAGCCUAUGUGCCUUCCUACCACGCCCACCAGCAGAAGGUCAACUUUGUAUCCCCACAUCCUCAAUCCAUGCCCGUCACCUCCUCCAAUUUCUUUGGACCCACCGCUCCGUACUGGAGCUCGCCCACUGCAGGCAUCUACCCCAACCCAAAUGUUCCCCGCCACCCUAACACCCAUGUGCCGUCCCACCUGGGUAGUUACUACUAAACACCCCCACUGUGACCAUCCACCACCCUCUACAAACGCCCACAAUUGAUGACCUGCAAUCCCAAUGCUGCCUACCCGAUGGAGAUUGAGUAAGAGGCUGAGAAAGAAGCAUUUGUCCUCUGAAAAAAAAUCUUGCUCCUUAAUGAAGGAUGAUAAAAUGGAAGGAUUUUUUAUAUUUUAUUUGUAAGAAUCUAUAAACAACUGGAUGCUAUGGUCCAAAAUGGAAUACUACUUACCUUUUACAAGACUAGCAACGAUAUGUUUAUGCUUUUUGGACGUGCGUCUGAGUUUCCUUCUUUCUAAAACAUCCCCAAACAAAGCAGGACGGGAGGACAACUCGAGUCUGUCUCCCUUCUCGCCAAGCUACAGUACCAGACAUGGGCCUAUUAUUUAUGGGUCUCAAUCUACAUCCUCCUCAGUACAUUAUGUACAUUACGCUUUAAGCAUCUGACGUUAAUGCUUGUCUACAACCUUAUUGGGGUUUUCUAUUCCCACCACAUCUAGCCUUCUGUUUCCACUGUCUCCGCCUGCUUGUCUGUUCAUCUGCAUCUUUUUAUGUGUGUGUGGAGAGUCUUCUGGAAUUCGCUGGACAAGAAGGAGCUCUCAAAGAGUUGAACUUUUCUCAGCACUGAAUGAAAUUUGGCAACUGGAAUAUGCCAUUCACAAUUUUAUUUAUCAUCCAAACUGGAAGGCUAGAGAAGAGUUAAAUUCCGGAGAAGGAAGCGCUGUAUGUUUUGCUGGCCUGGGUCAACUCAGUUACUUAAAAUGCUUUCUGUGUGUUGUGUGCGUGGAGCUCAAGAUGGGCGACGUGUACAGUUUACUCCACUGUGCUGGGGAAGCUGAGUCAAGAUGUAAUUGAAGUAAUUUGCAACAGUAAUUCAACCCAGGUCAGAUGUUUUCAGGGGGCCACACACUAGGCUAUUAAAUGUUUGCCAUGUUGGUGCCUUUCAGCCAUGCUAUUUCCAGAUGUUUUGUUGCUGGACCAUGUCAGUAUUAAUGUGAAUGUCUUCUGGUUUGUGAAACACGUAAAAAGGGACACCCUGCAGCAAAAUCAAAAUUUGUCAGAUGUUUUUAUUUUGUUUAAUGAAAAAGAAAUCCGUAAUUUGUAAUACCAAGUUUGCUGCACACAUCUGAAUCUCAAACAUGAAAGUGCCUUUUUUUUUGUAGAUUUGAUUAUGUAGAAGUUGUCUACGCAACAAGUCUGUAUGGAUGUAUUGUUUUAUCCAAAGUGCCUGACAGUGUAUCCAGUUUUAGUAUAUGGCACAAUAAGAAACCUAACCCUCACAGUGCCUUAACUGCAGUUUUAUACCAUCAUUUCUAUCCAUUAUAGACGAAACAGCAUUACAUGUUUUAAAAUGCAUAUUUAAUCAUUACCUCCAUGUCUCACCAGAAAUCUGACAAUUUUUGAUUUUGAAGUGCACCCUGUCAAUAACAGCUGCCACAGUGUCUCCUUCUUCUUUGCAGGCCAGUCAGGACCUUAUAGGUCAGCACAGAAGAGUGGCCUAGCAGUAAGUCAUGUUAAAGGUGCAAGAUACGAGAUUGAGAGCAUUUUGAUUGACUCUCAACAUGGGGACGCCUGAGCCGGGGGUUUGUAGCUCACAGUGCUAAUAGUACAAACUAUGGCAAUAGUGCUGACAGAGCUAACUGUGUUAACCAGGGUUGGCGCUACGCCUCAACAAUGGUCAGGAUGACGUUAUCAGCUGUUCCCAUCGUUUGAGAGCACUGCACUGCAGAGCGACGGCUGUGAGCUAACCAUUAGGGCACGCUCACAUGCACUAAAAGAAUGUGCGGUGGGAUUGGCUAUGUCAACAGAGCAAUGCGAAGCUCAGAUAACAUCACACGCAGAGGGAGAGUGACUUCAUUCUCUGCUCAGGUAGACAUUACUCCACUAUAUCAUUACAUAGCAAAUAAUUGUUUGCUGCUAUAUUAAUGCUCUGAGUGUCGUAUAUUGCUCCUUUAAUAGACAGUUAAGUUGUAUUUUACCAGGGCUGGAUCCUAGUUUGAGAAAAGCAUGUGUGUUUGAAUGUUAGUUUCUCACUGAUCUAAAGCCCAGCAAAAUGCACAUGAAUCUCAAGUCAGAAUUUCAUCAGUAUCAUAUCGAAACAUAUCCAUACGUGUUCAAAGCUGUUGAUAGCAAAAGUAUUCCUUUAGAGUAACUGUAAAUGGACACUUGAAAAUAAAUUACUUGGGACUAAGUAGUUUUUCAGAGAACAAAACCAACAAAGUAUGACGAGAUGAAACAAAGAAAUCCUCAGAUUCGCAAACGCUGUGCGUUUGUCAGACCUAUUUUUUAUUGUUUUAUAAGCAUCAGUCAACUAGGCAUUAAAGCAACUUACUGUAUAAAUUAUGCAGAGUUAUUUUCAUAUGUGACACAGUAUAGAAAGUCAAGAGAAUUAAUACGAGUUGACCUCGGUCAAAAAUGCAAACCUUUAAAGUCCAUUUCUGCUAAGUAGUUUGUUCAGCAUUUUAAGCGUUUUUAUAUCUGUACAUUUGGGCAAUACAUUUUAACAUUUUGUUAUUGUUAUUAUUUCUGAAAUUCGGUUGUAACAUCCUAAGUGUCUUUAUGUGCUCGUGAUAUUUUCUUGUAUACCCAAAACCACAAAUGCCUGCUUGAAUCAUAACCCAACCACCAGGGAUUCCUUCACUUUAUAUGCAACAUGUGAUUAUGAUGAAACUUUUCCAUUGUGAAUCAAGUUUUAUACCAAAGAACCCUGGAAUUGAAAGCUUUUCCUGUGCAUUAAAGAAUUUCAGGUAUGUUAUGCAAAACAAUACAAACAGUAUUAACAUCCACAACCAGCUUCUCUCGAAAGUUUAUAACUUUAAAAGAAAGAAUUAAGAAGGGAACUUGUAAUUUGUAGCAUAAAGAAAUUAUUCUAAUGUACCCUUCAUUUCCAUGUUUCACAAGCAUUAUCAAUGAAAAGGGAUCUGUGCUACUUCGUAUAUGCAAUGUAUUUUGGAUAUCAAAUAUAUAUAUAUAUAUACAUAUAUAUAUAUGUGUGUAUAAUUUUACAAUUAACCAAUAUAUUAUUAUUAUUAUUGUCAUUCCUGCAAUGUAUGAAGUAAUACCUUUUGAAAAAGGGCUUUUGUAUAGGAAAAUGUGACAAAAUAAAUGUUUUUACCUCUCAAGUUAUCUUCCAUUGCCUGCCUGUUGCCUCAUCAGAUCAUCUUUGUAAGGCUUGUUAUCCAAUUGGAAUA
Anoplopoma fimbria (sablefish) is the source of this 4650-nucleotide messenger RNA. RefSeq names its product Fli-1 proto-oncogene, ETS transcription factor (gene fli1). NCBI's taxonomy places the organism in Eukaryota, Metazoa, Chordata, Actinopteri, Perciformes, Anoplopomatidae. Gene Ontology annotation, cellular component: nucleus. Bases 100 to 1455 code for a protein of 451 amino acids. The transcript has 9 exons. Gene Ontology annotation, molecular function: DNA-binding transcription factor activity, RNA polymerase II-specific; sequence-specific DNA binding. The record is from RefSeq and is a predicted model, not a curated record. Gene Ontology annotation, biological process: cell differentiation; regulation of transcription by RNA polymerase II.